AUGGCGACGGUGACGCUCUACGUGUCCUACGCGGCGCCCGGCGGCGAGGCGCCGGAGCUCCGGGUCGACGUGCCCGCGACGAAGUCCGUGCGAUCCGUCGCCAAGGCCGUCGCCAAGCUCGUGGAGCGCAAGCACGGCGCGGCGCCCGCGGGCCUGCGCCUCCUCUACGCGGCGUCCGGGGACGCCGUCGACGUCGACGCGACGGCCGCCGCCGCCUUCGCGACGGAGACGCGCCUCUCGGCCGCCGUCGACGCCGCGCCGCCGCCCGCGCCCGUCUCGGCCGCCGUCGACGCCGCGCCGCCGCCGGCGCCCAAGGCGUCGAAGCCCAGGCCUUCGAAGGCGCCGCCGCCGUCGCCGCGCCUCGACGGGCUCUGCGUCGUCGCCGCGAACCAGGGCCUCAUCGUCCGCGCGGGCCGGUCGCUGGAGACCGCGCUCGUCGGCGAGGUCGCGUUCGGCGCCGUCGUGCGCGUCUCCGGCCACGUCGCCGGCGACGGCCGCUGCGCCGUCGCCGGCGACGGCCUCGAGGGCUUCGGCUCGUCCAAGUGCCUCGCGCCGCUCGUCGACGAAAACGACCCGCUCUGCGCCGCGUUCGAGCACGCGCUCGCCGAGCCCGACGGGCCCCAGGCCAGCGUCUGGGUCCGCCACGGGGGCGCGGAGGCCCGCGCGGACGCCGUCGUCGCCGCGGCGCGGGCCGCGGGGCCCGCCGCGUGGGCCGCGCGGCUCACGGACGGGACCCGCGUGCCCGUGGCGCGCCUCGCGCCGGUCUACGUCGAGUCCGGCGGCCCGGCGGACGGCGGCGGCCCGCCGACCUGCCACUGGGACGUCGCGCUGCGGCUCGCGGCGGACGUCGCGGCCGGCGCGCGCGACGCGCCGGACCGGCGCGGCGCGGCCGCGUGGGCCGCGCGCGCGGAGGCCGCGGUGGCGCGGCGCGCCUGGGCGGCGGCGGCCAUCGCCUCCACGGCGGCCAUCCUCCUCUCCCAGUCCCACAAGGACCUCGCGCCGCUCCACGGGCGCCGCGCCGCGGCGCUCUGGCGCGCGCGC
Aureococcus anophagefferens is the source of this 1041-nucleotide messenger RNA. Its product is annotated as expressed protein. Lineage: Eukaryota; Pelagophyceae; Pelagomonadales; Pelagomonadaceae. The transcript has a single exon. The annotation marks the transcript as partial. The record is from RefSeq and is a predicted model, not a curated record.